Molecule: messenger RNA, 9964 nt
Organism: Schistocerca piceifrons (Central American locust)
Lineage: Eukaryota; Metazoa; Arthropoda; Insecta; Orthoptera; Acrididae
Product: sushi, von Willebrand factor type A, EGF and pentraxin domain-containing protein 1-like
Exons: 11
Coding region: 156-2525 (789 amino acids)
Source: RefSeq, a predicted model, not a curated record
UGUUAGUGGAAGUUGUCAAACACUCUUAUAGAUUUAGGUCUGAUAAUGGGUUUACUUUGCUUUGUUUCACAUACUUCAAUUUUCGUUAUGUUCAGUUCUAAAAGACGUAUACUUGAUGGGAGAUUAAUGUAAUAUGUCAAUUGUUAUGCGGACGUAUGAAUAAAGAAAGCUUAUCGGAAAAAGCCAUUGACGUAAUAGCUGGGAACCGAAGCCAUAACAACAAUAACAUGAUGAACACAAUCGCAUGCUUAUUUUUUUUCACAGCAGUGUCGAAUGGUGUAUGCGGUUUGGAUUUGAGUCGGAGAAAUAAAACAGAACUUUUUCGUCGCAUUAUAAGCGCCGAAUGUGCAGAGUUUGGAGAAGUGGUACAUGGAACAGUUUCCAAAAUCAAUGCAACUAGUGUCCAAGGCGUACAUAUAGAAUGUGACGAAGGAUAUGAUCUCACUGGUGGGCCGAAAGUAUUGUGUAAUGAUGGUCGGUGGGAUGCAGCCCCUCGCCCUAUGUGUGCUAAACGGUGCAAACCACCACCGCUGCUGCGCGAUGGAGGAGUCAGUGUCGAAGCUCGCCAAGACGGCCCUAACAGCUACCGACACGGGACAAAGGCUAUCUACAGCUGUGGGGUGGGGUUUCAGCUGUCACCACCUGGCAGUCACAUUCGCUCUUGUCACGACGGUGUGUGGACGGGACUGGCUGCCACAUGUGUUUCGAACGGGUGCCCGCCACCACCGUCGGUGGCCGACGGCUACCACGUGCUCGAACCCCUGAGCCCUGCUGCAGUGCCGGUGGUGCCGCACACCGACCACGAGGGGCGGAUCGUGGUGAGUGUGGAGCAGCGAGUCCACUACAGCUGCAAUGUGGGCUACACUCUGCAGGGGCCGGCAAGCCUCCAGUGCCUCGCAUCGGGCCAGUGGAAUCCUCGCCAGCCUCCCAAGUGUGUGCGCCAGUACGGACCGCCCACAGAGCCUCCGCCACCACCACCUCCGCCUCUGCCUGGUAUGGAUAUGGAUGCCGACAAAGAAAGAAUUUCAGCACAUGUUGCACCCGAGCUGCCACUGCCGGUCUGCCCGCCAGCCCCAACUCUGCACCACACACAGGUGUCCGUCCUAGACGGGCCACAGACUGCCAACAAUGCGGGUUCGGGUGCUCGGCUGGAGGUGAGGUGCCGCGAAGGCUACCGGGAUCCCGCUGCACCCUGCGUGCCAGCCGUGCUGUACUGUGAGCAGGGUUCCUGGGUGGGCUCACUGCCGAUCUGCGAACCAGUUUCAGACUGUCCACCACCACCGUAUGUACAACACGGCACUCUGACACCACUGCCACCGAGAGAAUCGUCAUAUCCUGUGGGAUCAUCUGUUAGCUACAGCUGUGCCACCGGUUAUUUUCUUGAAGGCGAAAGAACUUUGACCUGUGCUGCUACUGGCUGUUGGGAACCGGCCACACUGCCUUCCUGCAAACUUGAGGAACAGCUUUACGCACUUGCCGGCUGCCCGCCUCCACCGCUCGUGGAGCACAGCACGAUGUCCUCGCCGACGUCGGAGACUUCGUACCCCGUGGGGUCAUCGGUGAGCUACAGCUGCUUCCAGGGCUACGUGCUGGAGGGGGAGCACAUCAUCACCUGCAAUCCCUCCGGCCUCUGGGAGCCUUCCCCGUUGCCGACGUGCAGAGCUGAUCCACAACCUUACGCCUACCUGAGUACAUCGAGUGUGCUGCUCGUGUCCCUCGCAGUGGCCCUCGGCGUCUCACUCAUCCUGCUCGUGGUCUGUGUGGUGGUGGUGUGUCGCCACCAGGGGCCCAAGACACGCCCUGGAGUUCCGUCACCCUCGUCGUCAACUGGAGGAGGCGGAGGCCAUCGCGGUGGCUGUGGCGGACCACCUGGUUCUCUUGGCGGGCCACGCCACUCUUCUCCGACAGGAUGCGUUGCCACAUCUGGAGGUGUAUUGCAUGACCCAGACAGGGUCGCCCUUAUCGCAUUUGCUGAUGGAGUUCAGUUGGGAGAGUCAACAGCUCUUCCGACCUACGAAGAGGCGGUGCGUGGGUGCGAUCGCAGCAUGGCUGGCGUAGGUGGCACGGUGGGGGGCGGAGGCACCUCCCUGAGUGCGGGUGGCGGCCAGGGCCACCGCAGCCACGGGCGCGGCCACUGGGCGGGCCUGGGGUCGGGCCGCCGGCCGGUGCACGUGACACGCCAGUCCUCCAGCACGUCCCACACAGCCUCCCUGAGGAGCGGUUCUGCAGCUGGCGACUCUAUGGGCUCUACAGACACCAUGACACCGAGCGAAGUUUCGACAACUGUGACACUAGACACAGUGUCAUCACACACGUGCAGUAGCGGCGUCAGUGGCAGCGGCAGCGGUAGUGGUGGAGCAGCGAGCUGCCGUGCUAUCUGUGGCAGCCUCGCCUCGUUUGACACCAGCUCCGCACUCAAUACUGAAGGUGUUCCACUUCUCGAGGAAAGUGAACUGGAGGAGGCUGACCUCUCUGGCCCGUGCAAGCGCCGACGCCCGUCACCGGACCCGCCGGGGGUCGCCUGAUGCAGGGUUCACGGGGGGCGGUACUCGCCCCCCUUGCCGCCCCUGUGCCCACUCCCCGUUCCGCCGCCACCGCCUCCGCGCAGGCUGCGCAAGUUGUAAGUCUGGCUCCUGGGCACACGGGAUAGGCUAGAGUUCCUGGACCCUCGGGGACGGGCUCAGCAGUAGGAAGUGUAAUGGCUGCUUGUUGUCACCCAACUUAUCUGUCUCCACAGCAUUCCAAAGCUACAAGACUCCCGAGUUUCGUAAUCUAAUGCAGUACACAGAAGUGUGUAAUAUGAAACCCAAAUUCUAGUUUAUUCGCUUAAAAGAAAAAAACGGGAUGGCUCUUGGGAACUGAGAGUAAAUUAUUGCUUUUCUGUCAUCCUUUGUUAGCUCUAAUCAAAUUCUUGUUUGUUCCUGUUACUAUAAUUUUUUGUUUACAUGUGGUGUGUAUUAUUCUUUCUCCAUGACUUUGAGUUGUUAACUGUCAGAAAGAUCCUCUUUCAGACUGUGGAUCAUUUAUGUUGAUCGGUUAUCAGAAAUUAAUUGUUAAGAAUAUUUUCUGUCUUUUUAAUGUACACUACCUCAUUUUGGAUCUGGAACAACAUACAGUGUUCGAAUGAACAUUUACAAUCUAAUAAUAGUUGCUACUGUAUAUAAAUAUAUCCUAUGCAGUUUCAGGUCCGUGCAUAAAAAAGAAAAACAAAUUGGGGAUUGAUCCUAGUUAUUAAAGAUCCAAGGAGAAAAAGGAAAUAAUCAGGAAAGGCAUAUUUCUAUAGUAUAUAGCAAAAUGGACAUAUAAUAUGCACUAAUCAGAACUGAAAGAUCAAAAUACUUGAAGCACACUUUUAAUGAUGUUUCCUGCAUUGAGAAUCUGUCGUCCAGUUUCCUCUGUUACCACCCUUCAACUGUUCCAGCUAUAGCACUGAAGUCUCCAGUGAACCUUGCAUAGAGGAAGAAAAGUCUUAGAAAAACAAUAUAUUAUUUAUACCAUCAGGUGUAUAAUUGUAGGUAUAUUUUGCCUUGUUUUCUGUCCCUGCAUCAGUUACCAUAUCACACAUCUUUUAAAAGCUCAUGAGACUGCAUCACAUCCUAUAAUGGUGUGACUAACUCCUAUUAUACUGUCAGAAAACGUUUACAGUGUAAUGUAAAUCCCUCCCUGCCCUAUUAGAAGAAUUUAUAACUUUCAAUUAAAGUUUAAAUCUUGAUAUUGUCUCUGCAACAAAAACUGUUAGCAUUUAUAUUAGUAACUUUGUCAUAGUUAAGUGUUGUGAAAGUAUAAAAUUAUAAAACCUGUGGUAAUGUAUUAACCAACAUUUAAGUCAAUUAAGUGAAUUUUUGACAUUACCUUCAUGAGAGCAGCCUUUUUCUUUUAAAAAACAGAAAAGGCAUAAAAUUGUUGGUUUAUCGCGUUGUUGGAUAAUAGGACAUAUACUGGUUUCAGUCACAGUGAGAAAUAAUGAAGGAAGGAUAAACUAAUUCUUCUUUAGCUGCUGAGGCAUUAAUAAUUGCGCAAAGGUAUGUGUGUCAUAUUAUAUGGUAAAAUGCAGGAUAAUGUAAACGAAUGUUAUGACUUUGUAUGCAGUAUUCAAAAUGCUGAUAUGUCAUUUAUCAGAUCUGUAGAUAUUUAGAAGGCUUCUUUAUUAUGUGGGAGUUAUCUUAAAUGUUCUGUGCAACACUGUUGGUCAGAAAUUACUACAUAGUACAAUCUCGUAGUGUAAAUUUAGUUAGUUACUCAAUAUGGAUGUUGUAGGUCAGUAUAUGAGCACUUAGGUGACUUGUUAUAUUUAUUGCUGUUAAAUCACUCUGUCCAUAAUGUGCAAAGUGGUCGCACCAGUUUUAUAUGUGUUUUGCUUAAUAUAGACAUGUAUUAGCUCUCAUACUACAUGGUGUGUAGACAUAUCGGCAGAAGCCCUCUUAACUAAGAAACAAAUAUGAGCUCAUUUAGAUGCAAGGGCUUUACUGAAAUACUCAUAAGAUAGUGAGUGUCAGAAAGCUUAGUUGCAUUACAGUCAGCACUUAUGUUUUUAUUUGUAUAUUAUAUUUGUUCCAUUUGUAUUUCUUGCAAAGAGCCAGGCAAAAUUAAGUUUCACCAGUGUAAUCUAGUCGUAGAUUAGUUAUACUUCAGCUUCAGAAUGUAACAGGUCAAACAUUACAAAUGUUACAUCAUCAUCUGUCUUGUCUAUCUGUUCACAGCAGAAUAUAAAGGUUCAACCAUCAUCCAUUGAGAUUAUUAUAUUGGUGUAUUAGAAAUGCCGGGUAUGUUGUGUGUGCAUGUGUGUGUGGGUGUUUGUGCGUGUGUGUGUGUGUGUGUGUGUGUGUGUGUGUGUGUGUAAAUAUAUAUAAAUUUGUAGCUAGUCCUCUUUUUGAGGUUUCUUAUUUUAAUAUAAUUAUACUGACAAACUCUUGAUGUAAAUGUACACAUAAGCAAUGCAUUCUGGAGAUUUUUUAAUUUAUUUUGUUUAAAUUGACAGAUGUUUCAGCAGGAAAGAGAAAAUAUUUUAGUGUGUCUGCCUGAAUGUAUAACUUGAUGUUGCCCUUCACUGGCUGCCCAUGAGGCCUACUUGAUAUAGCUGUUGCUCAGAAAUUUGCAAACUGUCAUUUUGGAAAGAGAAAAAAGAGUUGCAACCUGUAAAUAUAUUUGAAAAUUUGAAGGGUUUAGUAGAUUUGUAGGUCAGGUCAUUGCACAUGAUAAAACUGCAACAGGAAAGGUGUCUUCACAAGCUGAUCUGCAUUUUUAUAAAACAAUAUGAACGAAAUAGUAGCAUUAAGUUUUUUAGUUUAUUUUCCCCCCCUUCAUACUCUUUACUACUGAAAAUAUUCACUCAUAUGUCCCCAUUAAUGUUUAUAAAAUGUGUGCCAAUAAAAAUCAUUAUAUUGUUAAGGAUAAUUAGUAACAUUCUUGCUUCCAUUUUGUGAUGAUAAAAUAGUAUAUGAAUGAGUACAAGGAUUGGUGUUCAGAUAAAAAAAAAUUAUCUAGAUAAUGUUAUUUCUUGCCCAUUUGCGAUAGAAUAUGUUCUGUUUAUCGUACAGGUGAUUUCUGUCAGUAAUGGAACAUAUAAAUCUAUUUUACAUUUUUGAAAUGUAUUUAAUGUUCCUAAGAGAUACAUUUGUACAGCCAUAUUAACAGAGAUCCAUAGUUUUGAUAAAUGAACUAUUGAAUAUGCAUUAUUUACACACAUUAGCAGAUCAGUGGCUUUUAUUGCUAUAAUUUGCUAUAAAAAUUAUAUUUGUUAAUGCAAGAUUUAUAAAAUAACUGAAUGAAACCUGUUUUUGCAACUACAUAUGUAUUUUUUCUUUCUUUUUUUUUACUGUUUGCCAGUAAUUAAAUUUCUCGGUAAUUGGUAAGUGUGGGAACAGAUGGUGUUAAGACAAAUAAGUUUUUUCAAAUACGCCAAGUCUUCAAGCCAUGCAAACUGACUGAUUCUUAAAUAUUUUUAAGUCCUCUUUGUAAAAGGCAAGUGAAGCAAGUAUCCUAGGACUAACCGCUGUCUUUAUUAACCAUUAAUAACUGUAAUUCGGAACUAAAUUAAUGUUUUUUGGUACACUAUAUGCUCCUGUUUAUCUCUUACUAAAAAUGGAUACAGUAGUAUUUUCAUUGCCAAUUGUUGAUACGAUUGCGUUGCUUUAAUGUAUUAGAAAAGUCAGUUACACAGGGCUUCAGAUACUGAGUGGUAAUGCUCUAAGUCCUGUCACAAAUUCAUGUUACGUUAGUUAAGUAAAGUGUUUCAUUGUUCUAAGGUGUGAUCUCAUUGUGCUACAGUCUUUUCCUUCACAGAAAAAUCAAAGAAACUUGACACAAAUAAAAAUAAUAUGCUAAUGUUACGAAAGUAGUCAUCUAUAUUACCUGAGAUGUAACUGAUGAUAAAAUGAGAGAACUUUUCACAGAUUAUGCCAUCCUUAGAGAUUACUUUCUAAUAUUUAUGCUAGUAUUUAUUUAUGUUAGCCUCCACCUGAAAAAUUUUACUUAUUUAUCACAUUUGCUGUUACUAAUCAGGUGCAGUAAUAAGUACAUAAGAUUGUAAAUUGACAUUUAAUUUUUAUUGUGGUCUUUAAACAAGCGGGACUGCCCUUCCUGCCUUUGUUCAGAAAUUAUCGUUUGAUACGAUGUAAGUAAGUAAGUAUUGUAUGAUGCUACCGUUACAGGAUACAUUCCACAUCUCCCUCCUGUGUCAACACAUGACACACUGUCGGACCAACUUUAUUUGAACAUGUGACAAUGUUUCUCCUUUUAUUUGUUGACAUGGUAAUGUGAUUCUCCUUUUAAGAUAGUAUACAUUGCAUAUUUUCAGCUUGCAAACAAGCAAUUUCAACUGAGUGAGAUUGUGCAGCAGUUAGCACACUGGACUCGCAUUCAGGACGACGAUGGUUCAAACCUGCGUUUGGCCUUCCUGAUUUAGGUUUUCCACAAUUUUCCUAAAUCGCUUAAAGCAAAAGGUGGGAUGGUUCGUUUGAAAGGGCAUGGCCGACUUCCUUCCCUAAUCCGAUGAGACCGAUGACCUAGCUGUUUGGUCUCCUCCCCCAGAUUGACCAACUGACCAAACAAUCAGUUUUAAGUGAUCCCAUAGAAAAAAGUCCAUUGGUGUGAGGGUUGGUGACCUCCAUUUGACUGCAUUUUUUGAUCUAAUAUCCAGGAAAUUGGUGGUCCGAACAGGACCAGUUGGAGGACAUUUUUCUGCACAAACAACUUACCAUCUUGUGCACCCCUCCCCCCUCCUUCUUCACCCUCAUAAACUUUCACCUGUGUCAGUUUUCACUACCAAUUUUGCAACACAUUGUAUGCAAGUCUUGCACAUGGGCACCUAUCUCAGCUUGGCAUGCCAAGCAGCCAUUACUAAUUGUGGAACAUCCAGUAUUGAAAUCCUACAGUUGUGGUGCCUGUGCCCCCCUCCCCCCCCCCCCCCCCCCUCAACUUGGCACUUCAAGUGUUGGUUCGUUUCGCGUGGACCAUUCUGUAAUUUGGUAGUGCCCCAUCUUGCAAGAAGACCCCACUUUCAUCUGGGACUGACACAAAGAUGUCAAUUUUCAGCAUGAUGAGAUAGACCAUCAGACUAUGUUUGCUUCAAUGAAGAAAACACACAGUUCUUGUAGCUUCAAAUCCAGUAGCACACUGUGAAUUCCUCCUCACCUUGGCUUUUACAGUUAGACAUCGAAUGUGUGUUGCUAUCCAUCUGCUACCUUCCAAUUUGUGUGUUCACGUAAUCACUAACAUAAAAAAUUGUCUCAUCUGAAAAAAGAAUGGAACUGUCAGAUUUAUUUAUUUUUCAUUUUGCAGUUUCUCUUGGCUGAAGCUUCCUUUGUUUUUUCCCCAUUGCUGUAUGUUUUGCUCUCCCUGAUACUUCUAUAUGUAAUCUAUAUUAAAUUAAAACUUGUCAACUUUCCUCUUUGCUAUUAAUAUUUCAUCAGCUUUUAAAAUCUCUUCUGUUGCUUCACUUCUUGCCCUACUCUACUUUCUCCCUGAAAACAAGGUUUCCCCAUUCCUCUACAAACUGUUGUUGAUCUAAAAUCUGGAGAUUUUGUGCUUAACUCCGUGUGUGUGUCUGGUGCUACUGUACUUGUAGGCAAAAGUAUAUAUCUAUAUUAAACUGUAGUUUAAAUUAAUGGACACUGUCUUUUUUCUUUGUGGCAUUUAUUGUCUCGAAUUUGUAGUUAAGGAAAUGCCAGAGCCAUCAACUUAAUUUGAAUAUUGCCCAAAUAGAUUUUAAUUAACAUUAGGCUAUUUUUAUAUAAUUUUUGCUUGUACAUCUUUGUCUUUAUUGUUUCAAAAGACUGAUGUGGCAGCAGUUUGUGUGUUACAACUUGCUGCUUCUCACUUUGGUGAGGAAGGGUACUCAUGUUUUCUUGUCUAGCAGACAACAGCUCACUUUCUUUAUCUGCACUUGAUCAAAAUAUGCACACACAAAAUAAUUAUUAUAGAUAUAGAAGGAGUUAUUUUUAGUUUGUAAGAUUGGUUUAUAAAUCUUUUCUUGGAGUGACACACUUACAAAAUCAUCUCGUACAUGAGAUACAGGAUUUGAGUCUUGCAUUUACUUGAAAGUUAAAUGAGUCUGCAUACUCCAUAUGAAAUCUGAAAGAUUCAUUGUAGAAUAUAAUUGUUGUGAAAUCAUUACAUAAGGGCUGAGUCAUCACUGUUAAGAAGAUACUUACGUUCAAGAGCCCACACAGCAUGUUUGCUAAAUAAUAAAGCUUUUGAAGCAAAAACAGCAUUUUGUUUGUGGAAGAGUCUAAAAUAGGGUUUCAAUGUUAAUAACAUAAUUUAUGUCAUGGCUUGCAUGCUUUAUCUAUGGUAAAGUGUAUUUUUAGUGGCAUUAUAUUAAUUACAAAUGUAAACACUGUUAUAUAGCACAAAUGGACACUAUUAUUGUAAGAAGUAAGUAAGUGUUGUUUAGUCUAUGUUCUCUUAACUCUGAACUGAGCUGUGUUAAGAGAUUUGUCUAAUACAGAUACUGUUUGCUCUGUGUUCUCUUCACCUGUUAAAUAUGAACCAUAUUUAUAAAUCUCUUUGAGAGGUGUAUGUUUUAAAAGUCUGCGGAAUUAUCUGAAUGUUGGUAUAUGUUAAAAGUUAGUGUUGAAUUUUUCUAUUGACCUAAUAAUCUAUCAUAGUUGAAAUGUUAAAAAAAAUUGUAAACAUAAUUGUGACUCGUGUUGAUAUUGGAUAUCAGAAACAAUAAUGCAAUGCCAUUUUCAAUAUUUUUGCUUUGUUAAUUUAAGGCUUGUCUGUAAUCAAUGAGCUAAUUUUUCAUGUUGGAAUUAAUUGUUGUUUGCUACUGCACAGAUGUGUCAGUGCAGCAAACAUUAUUUCUAGUAAAAGAAUUUUUCCCUUUUUUGAAACAAUUUUCAAAGCCUGUUGUCUUACUCAAAUACAAUUUUUAUGUGUCUACAUACAGGAAGAUGUGUAUAUAUUAUUGCAAAAAUGGGAUGUUAAUGUAACAAAAUUUUUAAUCAGGUUCCUGUGGUUACCCAGAAAUGUGAAGUACAAGGUUGUGAUGGGAAUAUGAUGUUUAGUACUCCUUGUGUGUUUAAACAUAUAGGUUGGCUAAACAUUACUUUGGAUAUUUUCUAUAUAUUUCAUGUGCUAGUCUGACAUGACAAUGGCAAUGGAAAAGAUCUGUAUUGUGUAUGUCAGGUUCAAAUUCAAACUUGCCACCUGGUGUGGUGGAAUGAAGGGAACCACCUACAAAAUUUUGCAGUUUGACUGUUUUUAUCUGAUAUACUUUUAACAGGAAAAUGUAUUGUUGUUGGUGUGCUUACAUGAUAAAGCACUUCAUGUUAGCAAAAAUAAUUUCCCUUCAUAGAAUCUCAUGGUAUAUGUAGUAUCUGGUUGGUUUUCUUUUGUAGUUACACAUCAUUUGUAGACCACUAUUUUAUGCUCACUGACACAGCCAUGUCUUAUUUGUUAGCAGUGUACUUGUCUACAUUUUUGUGUUACAAACUAAAAGUAAAUAAAUGUCUUGCUUUUA